Molecule: messenger RNA, 2856 nt
Organism: Lates calcarifer (barramundi perch)
Lineage: Eukaryota; Metazoa; Chordata; Actinopteri; Centropomidae
Gene: aldh4a1
Product: aldehyde dehydrogenase 4 family, member A1
Exons: 15
Coding region: 196-1863 (555 amino acids)
Molecular function (GO): L-glutamate gamma-semialdehyde dehydrogenase (NAD+) activity
Source: RefSeq, a predicted model, not a curated record
AAACACAGUGUGAAAUCUAAAACCAACUGUCUCCCCCCGUGAAGGCGCGAUCGUAGUCCUGGAUCCGGAUCCGCUUCCUAACCGUCUGUCUGAUCAGUUAUCGAUCCGUGUGUCAGGUGUCCGUCCUGUGGCCGUGUCAGACCGUCUGUCCGUCCGGUUUCUCCUCAGCUCGUGGUCUCAGUCCGUGGCGGGAACAUGCUCCGCGUGAGGGCGGCGGUGGGUUGGUCCUGGAGGGGGUUUAAGACGUUCUCCUGUGCAGCAGUGGAGGUGAAGAAUGAGCCGAUCCUGAGCUUCAAUGAGGGCAGUGCAGAGAGGAAAGAGCUGCUGAAGGCCCUGGACAGUGUGAAGGGCGUGACAGAGGAGAUCCCAUGUGUGGUGGGGGAUGAACAUGUGUGGACCAAAGACAUCAGAUAUCAGUUAUCACCGUUCAAUCACUCACACAAGGUGGCCAAGUUCUGUUACGCUGACAAGGAGCUGAUCAAUAAAGCCAUCGUGGCGUCCAUGGCGGCAAGGAGAGACUGGGACCUGAAGCCGAUCCAGGACCGAGCCCAGAUCCUGUUCAAGGCCGCUGAUGUCAUCAGUGGACCCAGGAGAGCCGAAGUCCUCGCCAAGACCAUGAUCGGACAGGGGAAGACGGUGGUCCAGGCCGAGAUCGACGCUGCCGCAGAGCUGAUCGACUUCUUCAGGUUUAACGCCAAGCACGCGAUCGAGCUGCAGAAACAGCAGCCGCUCGAUGCAGAGGGAAGCACCAACACCAUGCUGUACAGAGGCCUGGAGGGCUUCGUCGCAGCUGUGGCUCCUUUUAACUUCACUGCGAUUGGUGGAAACCUGGCAGGAACUCCGGCUCUGAUGGGGAACGUGGUUCUGUGGAAGCCCAGUGACACAGCCAUGUCUGCCAGCUACGCUGUGUACAGAGUCCUGAGGGAGUGUGGUCUGCCCCCCAACAUCAUCCAGUUCCUGCCCGCUGACGGCCCCGUGUUCGGAGACACCAUCACCUCCUCUGAGCACCUGGCAGGCAUCAACUUCACCGGCAGCGUCCCGACGUUCAAGCGUCUGUGGAAACAAGUGGCUGAGAACCUGGACACCUACAAGACGUUCCCCGGCUGGCAGGAGUGCGGAGGGAAGAACUUCCACUUCGUCCACAGGUCUGCGGACGUUCAGAGCGUGGUGACGGGGACCAUCCGCUCAGCGUUCGAGUACGGAGGUCAGAAGUGUUCAGCCUGUUCCAGGAUGUACGUCCCUGACAGCAUGUGGCCGCAGAUCAAACAGGGACUCCUGGACAUUCACAGGAGCAUCAGAGUGGGAGACCCUGUUGAAGACUUCAGCACCUUCUUCUCUGCUGUAAUCGAUGAUAAGUCAUUUAGUCGGAUAAAGAGGUGGCUCGAUCACGCCAAGUCCUCCCCCAACCUGAAGGUGAUCGCCGGAGGGAACUGUGACGAUAAGAAGGGUUAUUACGUGGAGCCGACCAUCAUCGAGACCAAAGACCCGCAGGACGCCAUCAUGAACGAGGAGAUCUUCGGUCCAGUUCUGACGGUUUAUGUUUAUCCAGAGAAGGAGUACAGAGAGGUUCUGCAGCUGAUCGACAGCACGUCUCCGUACGCUCUGACAGGAGCUGUGUUCGCUCAGGACCAGAAGGUGAUCGAGGAGGCCGCCGUCGUCCUCAGAAACGCUGCUGGGAACUACUACGUCAACGAUAAAUCCACCGGCUCCAUCGUCGCUCAGCAGCCGUUUGGUGGAGCCAGAGCUUCAGGUACGAAUGACAAACCCGGAGGUCCUCACUACGUCCUGAGGUGGACGUCCCCGCAGGUGGUGAAGCAGACCCACGUCCCCCUCAGAGAGUGGAGGUACCCCUACAUGGGCUGAGUCCAGGACUGAAGCCUGCUCGUCCAAUCAGAGCCCUCCCUCCUCCCCCCUCAUCAGCUGAUCGUCCAAUCACCUGCAACAAACACACUGAUAGACACUGAUCAAUGAAAGGAAGAGAGAGUCUCCUUGUCCUGAAUCUUAGUCUCCCACUGUCCCUCUGAGAAGCUUUGCACUGAACCUGGACCUGGACCUGGACCGGCACCUGGACCUGGACCUGAUUGUAUUCUGGAUGAGGAUCAGCAGCAGAGAGAGUGUCUUCCAUCCAGAUGUUUGAGCUGCUGUUUGUCCUCAGAAACACAGUUUAUAAAUACAUCAGUGUUUUAAUCUGUGGAAACAUUUAAUUAACUGAUUCAUUAACUAAUUAAUUGAUAUUUUCUUCAGUCUGUCACAGUAAACUGACAAAGACGAGACACGAUGAGACUGUGGGAAACUGAUGAACAUUUUUCACUGUUUUCUGAUGUUUCACAGUCAAUCAAUGAAUCAAUGAAUCAAUCAGUUAAUCAGUUAAUCUGUUGAAUAGUGAAAGUGUGGAGCUGCCUCGUGACGAUCACACUGAUCUGUUUUAGCUGCUGCUUCGUUAACUCAUUAACUUUAUUUUGACUGACAUUUAAACAUAAAAACAUAAAAACCUGUUUUAGUUCAGUUCAGUUAGUUUCUUUAGUCUCAGAGUUAAACUGAAUCUUUGAAUCUGAUGAAUCAUGAAUCAAUAGAAACCUGGAAAACAGUUCAGGUCAGUGAGUUUGAUGGUGUUAGCGUUGAACAGAUGUCAGAGCCGAUGUUUCCUCUGUUAUGUGUUUGUUGUGUUGCUGUGUUAACGUCUGAACCACAGCUCAUCAUCAGUCUCACGCUGUCUCAGACGUCCAGAGACAGUUUUUAUUUUCUGCUGCUUUGUUUGAAUCUUUAGCUGAAAACAGAAGAUUUCUUUUCAGAACCGUCUGCCUUAAUAACUGCACACUCACACAAUUUGAAAUAAUAAAUAUUUAAUUAUUGAUA